Molecule: messenger RNA, 2233 nt
Organism: Paramisgurnus dabryanus
Lineage: Eukaryota; Metazoa; Chordata; Actinopteri; Cypriniformes; Cobitidae
Gene: zfpl1
Product: zinc finger protein-like 1
Cellular component (GO): Golgi apparatus
Source: RefSeq, a predicted model, not a curated record
GUUUCUUAUAGCGUUUUAAUCACAUUACGUUUAUUUUUUUAGAUAGAUAAAAAGUUUAAAUGGCUAGGCUACUGAUAUGCAUGUAUGUAAUGUAUAUGUAUUUUUCUUUUUUGCUAAAUCAAAUAUUUUUACAGUCUGAAUCGCUAAAGUACAUGUAAAAGCAAUACUAUCAUGUAUUAUAUAUAAUAGCGUUUAUUAAAUAUUUCAUAAUUUUCCUGUUUUUUAUUAUUUCUUCCUUAAUAAAUUAUAAUUGUAACAUGAUAAAAACGCUAUAAGAAACACAUGGAGGGUACAGACUUCGACAGAACACCGGACAUCUUCUCUACUUAUUUUCUAUACUAAUUAUUAAAAGAUUUCCAGAUGAUUUCCUUGCUCCAUUCUAUCCGUUUAAGGGCUUAUUGUAAUCAUAAACACCUACGUUUAUCUUCAAAUGAUGUCUUUGACGAUGGUAUUCUAUAAAAAUGAAAGCCAUCUUUUUUGGCAUUCUUAUUCUGACACUUAACAGCACAACCGGACAUUUUCCAGUGAGUUAUCUUGCUCUUUUCACUCGUGUCUAAUUCAUUUCCACUGUUUUUCGAGACACGUCAGCCUAUGAGAGAAACGGCCAGGGUGUGCUUGCUGGUGUGGUGAUGUCAUUGCCAGGCGACUGAACCGGAAGAGACGUGGCAAAAUAUACUGAAUUCUAAAGUAAUGCUAACGAAAUAUUGAGAAAAAACAUCCGUUCUGGCUUGAUGUUAAGAUUCACUUCAUGUGUGCUCGUUUUGUAUUUGUAACGACAAUGUCAGAUGUUUAAAUACUUGGAUGUUAAGCUUGACAGGCGGAUAAUGGGUUUGUGCAAGUGUCCCAAAAGGAAGGUAACGAACCUGUUCUGCUUUAAACAUCGGGUCAACGUCUGUGAGCAUUGCCUUGUGUCCAAUCAUAAUAAGUGUAUUGUCCAGUCAUACCUACAGUGGCUACAGGACAGCGAUUACAAUCCUAACUGCAGUCUGUGCAGCCAACCAUUAGAUUUUCAGGAUACUGUCCGACUGGUUUGUUAUGAUUUGUUCCACUGGUCAUGUCUAAAUGAACUUGCAUCCCAUCAGCCACUUUUCACUGCACCUGCUGGGUACCAGUGCCCAACAUGCCAGGGUCCUGUGUUUCCACCCCCAAAUCUGGCCAAUCCUGUUGCAGACACUCUUAGAGAACAGCUGUCCUCUGUUAACUGGGCUAGAGCAGGACUAGGCCUUCCACUGAUUGAGGACACACUGGAGAGGGAGGAAUCCACAGCGCAUGAUGUAACAUGUUUCUCUGAUUGGUCCACUUUUGAGACCCAUGAAGUGGAAAUGGCAAUCUCAGACCCCAACUCAACCAGUCUACUACACCAACAGGAUACGGAGCACAUCCACAAUAUUCACAACAAUGAAAAACUGACUGUUCAAAAUCACUCUGCCAUUAACAUGAGCACCACGUCUACUCCAGACACAGUUACCAUUAACACAGCUACUUCCCCCAGAAGGGUAUAUGACACGCGGGAUUCAGGCCACGCUUCAGUGAUGCAGAUUGACUUUGAUGAUGAUAAGUACCGCAGACGUCCUGCCCUUAGUUGGUUUGCACAGGUCCUUAAAAAUCGUACAGGCCCUAAGAAAAAGGCUCUCACAUUAACACAGCGUAUAUUCAUGUUUUUGUUAGUUGGAGUGAUUGGAUUCUUUACCCUCAUAAUCAUAAUGGCUAAACUGGGUCGGGCCUCUGCUGAGUCAGACCCAAACCUUGAUCCCUUGUUGAAUCCCAACAUCCAUGUAGGCAACAUGUGAUGAAACACUUUCCUAUUUAGACUUAAUUCAGCCCUGAAUUUGGGUUUAUUGGAAAAAAAACUGGUGGUGCGGCGAAGGGUUGUGGCACAGGAAGCUGGGACCAGCAUGUAGAUGCCUCUGUUUGGACUGUGAAUGAAAAUGUCUGACAACCUAGGGCAAGAAGGAAAGUAUACAAAUGCUGCACAACAAAUCUCACAUUCCUCUGUGAGAUGAUAAAGGCAUUGUAAGACUUUUGGUGUGUUUCAUUUAGUUCUAAAACCUUCCCUUUUAAAUGUGUGUACCCUUUUCAAUGUUUGGACAAAAGAUUUGCAGUGAGUGUGUAUGUUUUUGCUAUCAGUCCUUAUAAUAUGCAUUUGAAUUCCUAAUGAUCAUGCAUAGAGAUUAUCAGCAUAACAAAUGAUUCUCCAUGUGAGGUUGUGAUUAUUUGGUUAAUCAAAAAUAUA